Molecule: messenger RNA, 1659 nt
Organism: Micromonas commoda
Lineage: Eukaryota; Viridiplantae; Chlorophyta; Mamiellophyceae; Mamiellales; Mamiellaceae
Exons: 1
Coding region: 1-1659 (552 amino acids)
Biological process (GO): peptidyl-proline hydroxylation to 4-hydroxy-L-proline
Cellular component (GO): endoplasmic reticulum
Molecular function (GO): iron ion binding; procollagen-proline 4-dioxygenase activity; L-ascorbic acid binding
Source: RefSeq, a predicted model, not a curated record
AUGGGGAAGACGAAGAAGAGGCAGGCGAAGCGCGCCGCGGUCGAGGCUGCGCGCCUCGAGCAGGCGUGGGGAGCCUCCGGCGAACGGGUCGGCUCCGCGCUGGCGGCGGGCGGAGACGGCAUGCACGUCGGCGACGCUCGCGACGCCAACGAUCCGCGGUGGAUCGCCGCGCGCGACAACGCGAUGGACCCCGACAGCAGGUUCAAGGUGGCGCAGGUGAAGCUCAAGCGCAACCCGAUGGCGGGCGUCUCCAAGCCCAAGACGAAGCAGAAGACGGGCAUCCUGCGCAUCGCGCGAGCGGUGGAGGCGAGCCUCACGCAGGAGGCGUGCGUCGCGCUCGACACGUUGCUCGCGGAGUGCGAACGAGGCGAGCGCGAGGUCGCGGCGCCCAUGGAUCUCUGCGGCAAGGUCCUCGCCAUGUGCCAGCGCGGCUCCUUCGGCAAGCCCGCCAUCCGCCUGCUCGGCAGGAUGGAACGCGUCGGCCUCCCCGUCGGCCCCGUGCAACUUCGACAGGUCUUCUUCGCGUGUGCGGGCAAGGGCAUGGUGCCCGAGUGCCUGUCGCUGAUGUCCCGACACGACAUCGACACCGGGCGAAGGCUGCUGGGGAAGGACGUCUUAGUGCGGGGGUGCGGGCUCAUGCCGGGGGGUGUCGACGGUCCCGCGGGCCUCGCGUUGCUGGAGGGCACGCUGCGAGGCAUCGCGGGGGGCGGGUGGGAGGGCGCGCCUUCCUCCGCGGCGGGCGGGUCGGUCCGGGUCCACAUGCAUCCCACGUGGGCACCGCCUCGGGUGGAGGGUGCCGAGGGUGCCGACGGUGCCGUCGCGGACCCCGCGGCGGAUGCCGAGCGACUCGCGCCGACGAUGUAUCCGGGAGGCGACGACGGGAACGCGUCCUUUUGGUUCGUGUGCGACGACGACGGCCGCAGACGACCCGCGGACCGAAACUCCCUCGAGCUCUGGGCGCCGGCCACCGCGUCCACCAUCCCGCUCGUCGCGUCGGGGCUCGAGCUCGAGACGGAGCGCCACGACGUGCCGAACGUGCCGGGCGCGUUUGCGUUGACGGAUGUUUUCAGCGCGAAAGAGUGCGGCGCGCUGCGAGCCGCAGCGCACGCGAUUGGAUGGCGACGGGACGAGCCGGACCCGUCGGACCCGGGGCGGGGCCGCCUCGACUACUGCGAGCUCGUGGUCUGGCCGGAGACGGCCGGACGGAUCUGGGACAGGAUCAAGAUGCACAUGCCCGCCGGCGCGGUCGGGGUGAACGCGCGGAUGCGAUUCUUCCGGUACGGUCCGGAUACAAUCUACAGACGACACGUGGACGGGAGCUGGCCGGACGGGCGGCUCACCGAGGAGGGCGAGUACGUCACCGACGCGAGCAAGGGCACCCUGCGAUCCAGGCUCACGCUGCUGUUCUACCUGUCGGAGGGGUUUCUCGGAGGAAACACGACGUUCUACACGUCAACGCCGGGUCACCCGGGGUUGAUAUCGGCGAGGGGGGUGGCGCCGAGGGAGGGAUGCGCGCUGUGUUUCCCGCACGGCGACGCGGAGGAUUCGCCGGUGCACGAGGGCAGUGCCGUCGGGGUCGGGCCCAACGGGGUUCGGCACAAGUACAUAAUAAGGACCGACGUCCUGUUCGAAUCAGCCGGGCGACCGGGUAGCAAAUAA